Molecule: messenger RNA, 1098 nt
Organism: Verticillium nonalfalfae
Lineage: Eukaryota; Fungi; Ascomycota; Sordariomycetes; Glomerellales; Plectosphaerellaceae
Product: putative PKS/NRPS-like protein biosynthetic cluster
Exons: 1
Coding region: 1-1098 (365 amino acids)
Biological process (GO): biosynthetic process
Source: RefSeq, a predicted model, not a curated record
AUGGACCAGGACGUGACUUUGACGAGAGACCACUACGACCUAGAACUGCAGCAACGUUCCGGCGGGCCACACAACGACAACAGAGCAAAACAGAACAUGCUGGGACCCAAUCCGGCGAUGAUACAGCGCUGCUUCGGCGACAUGGAGGCUCAACAGCUGCCUCUCGUACUGAUCCAUGACGGCGGGGGAACCUGUUUCGACUACCGCCUCUUGGAGCGGCAAGGCCGUGCAGUGUACGCGAUUCACAAUCCUCGCUUCCGCAGCGGGCGGCCGUGGAAGGGAGGGAUCCGAGAGAUGGCAGGGGUCUAUGUCGAGCUGGUGAGGAGCCUGAUGCCCCAGGGUGGCGCCAUCAUUCUGGGUGGGUGGUCGCUGGGCGGCAUGGUGGCCUUGGAGAUGGCCAAGGUGCUCGAGGGGGAUACCAAGGUCGGCGUGGCCGGGGUGGUCAUGGUGGACAGCGUAGCCCCAAGCGAGCAGGGCGGUCCGACCCGCUCAGCUGCCGAGGCGUGGCUCCCUAAUCAGAUACGAUUACCCGAUCUAAGUAUGUCGUGUCCGGCCGAGAUUCGCGUCGGGGUGUUUCGGUCGCUCAAACAAGCAUCAACGCUCGUCUCAACGUGGACGCCGCCGACAUGGGACGCUGGCAAUCCAUCGGUUUGGGUUCAGGGCGGCGUCGAGGCUAGCGUUGGCGAGCACACGGUGCCCUGCACCCCCGAUUUCUUGGCAGCGUCGCCGCGGCUGCGAGGGCCUUCCUUGGCAGCUGACGAUGGCGAUGGCGCUAGCGGCCGGAAGUUGACGUUGGAUCUGACAACGACAGAACGGACGAGAGGCAAACGGCAGACCAGGCGGCGACCCAUGGUUGUCCUCUUGCGAGCGAUGGGACGAGUUCCCACGCCGCGCGGGGUGACGAGCCGCGUGGACCUGCAACGGCACGAACGGCUGCUGGGAUGGCAGAGGCAUGGGUGCCGGCUUGUCGACGUCGUCCGCGAUGUACCGGGCGACCACUUUUCUCUCUUUUCCAGUGAACACGUUGGUGGCCUCUCGGCCGAGCUGCAGGGCUCCUGUCAAGCCAUCAGCCAGUACUACUGGGCAGGGUUAGCUUAA